AUGAGAUACCUCUUGCUCAGCGUCCUGGCAGCAGCCAAGCUAGCUGCCGCGCAAUCUGUCCAUGGGUCGGCCGAGGGCUUCGCCUCAGGCGUCACUGGUGGCGGCUCCGCAACUCCCGUGUACCCAGCCGACGCCGCCGAGCUCGAGUCCCUGCUCUCCAGCGAAGGCGAGCAGGUGAUCGUACUCACAAAGACAUACGAUUUCACCGGGACCACGGCAACAGGAACAGCGUGCUACUCGUGGGGAACCGACGACGCAUGCCAGCUGAUACUGCAGGACGACUGCGCUGGGCAGCAGAGUACAAUUGCGACGUACGAUGCCGCCGGCCCAACGCCCAUUGCCGUUGCUUCGGACAAGACGCUCCUGGGGGUCGGGAGUGAGGGAGUGAUCAAGGGGAAGGGGCUGGCGUUUAGGAAUGACGUCAGCAAUGUAAUUGUGCAGAACAUCAAGAUCACAGAGCUGAAUCCGAAGUAUGUUUGGGGUGGAGAUGCGUUGACGUUUGAUGGCAGUAGCUUGAUUUGGAUUGAUCAUGUCGAGACCUCGUUGAUCGGGCGAGUCCACUACGUCUUUGGCUUCAACCCCAACAGCAAAGUCACCCUGUCGAACAACUUCAUCAAUGGCGAAACCACCUACUCGACCAGCUGCGACGGGUACCAGUACUGGGGCAUGGAGCUGGUCGGCGAAAACGACUCGAUCACAUUCAAAGGCAACUACCUUUAUAAAACCACAGGCCGCAGCCCAGCCCUCAGUGGGUCAACCAUCUUCCACGCCUGCAACAACGUCUGGGAAGACAACCCUGGCCACGCAAUCGAAGGAAACCAACAGGGACAGGGUCUCUUCGAGGGCAACGUCUGGACAGACGUAGCUAACAUUGCUUCGGACGCCAACUGGGAUGCCGGGUCUCUCUUCCUCUCUUCUGCCGAUGGGACUGGAAACGAUGCCUGCGCGAGCUAUAUCGGCCGCAACUGCGCGUCGAGUAUCUAUACAAACUCGGGUGGCGAUUACACGGCGUAUACGGAUGCGAGCUUUUUGGGGAAUUGGGGUGAUCUUACUAUUGCUGAGUGUGCGGAGGCAAGUGAGAUACAGACUUCGGUGCCUGGGGGUGCAGGGAACACGUUGGCGUCGGUUGCUGCUACGACUGGGUCAAAGUGUAAGAGGUCACGUAGGAAGCACUAG
Molecule: messenger RNA, 1176 nt
Organism: Aspergillus calidoustus
Lineage: Eukaryota; Fungi; Ascomycota; Eurotiomycetes; Eurotiales; Aspergillaceae
Source: the annotation of a GenBank genome assembly